AUGGGCAAUGUCACCAGUAGACCUGACGACCAGGGCGCUGCGCUCUACCUCAGGGACCAAAAUCGCUUAACCAUUUCGUCCCUCAUCGUUACCAAUCCUCGAAAGCGCAGCUCCGUCCAUGUCACGCCCAACGCCUUCCCUGCUACUAAGCUGUCCGCCAACCGGACAGCUGGUGAACAGAUCCCCGUAGAAUACAUACAAGAUCCCGAACCGGGCGCUUCCGGUUUCUUGCUCAAGCUCAGCAGCGACGACGAGCUCAUCUUCACCUUCACCUUUGUUCUACGUCAGCCUGCCGCAAGCCAACCCACCUCCCCUCCUCCCGACGCGACCUCCUCUGCUCUCGAUACCAGCAUUUCCGGUCUAACAUUUGUCUGCGGCUCUACCUCACGCGAAGUCGAAAAUCUCGUAACUCGCGAGUUUCUUGCUAACCCAAACCUUCACAAAAAUGACAACGUCGCCCUCGUCGGAGACUACUCGACCAGCGGCAGUUCUUCUGUCAGCUUUGAAUGGACUUGGAAAUGGAAGCCCCCCAAGCCCAUGGAAGACAGGACUGGCGGCUGGAGAAACUCUUGUAGUUUUGUCGAGUAUGAUUCGCGUGCGCAUCGUUUGCACGCCCUCGCCAGCUUUUCUUUCUGGGUAACAUCCUCUACUCUGUACGCCAGCCAGCCAAACUCGCCCACUCCCGGUUUCCUGCUCGGCUCUCCUCCGAAGAUUCGUGUGGCUUCCGCUCAAUCGGUAGACUCUCGCUUACAUUCCGAUAUUGACGAGGUACCAUUAUCACCGCUGCCUGGCGCGCUAGAAACAUUCUUGCCACCGAUCCCACCCCAGCUACAGGAGCCUGUUAAAGUCGACGUCUCGUGUCCGCGACCUGGCGAGGAUGUGUCAGUAUCCGACGAUGGCCCUGUCUUCCGCGCCACUCUCAAGGCUCUCGAGCAAAAGACUGGCAACAUGCGCAUCCACAUGAAGAGGGUAUUGAAAAAGGCCGAGCAGGCGCAUACUAGUCAGCUGGAAGCCAAUGAGGCUUUGAUCGCUUUUACUGAGGCUUUGCGCGAAGCGUCCACCACGAAUGCAAAUGCUGUUCAGCCAGCACUCGAGCAUUAUUUUGACAAGAUUGCCCGGGAGAUUCUCACCUACGACCGCCAGAAUACUGCAAACCUGCAAAAGAUCAUCAUCGAGCCUAUAGCCAAGCUCUACCAGCUCGAUAUAAAGCAGGCGGAAUCCAAGAAGCGCGACUUUGAGGAAGAAAGCAAAGACUACUACUCAUACGUAUCCCGAUACCUUGGUCAGCGUCAAGACUCAGUCAAGGCUAAGAAGCUUGCCGACAGCGAUUCCAAAUACCAGAACAAGAGACGCAAUUUUGAGCUCAAGCGAUUCGAUUAUUCCAGUUUUAUGCAGGAUUUGCAUGGUGGUCGCAAAGAGCAAGAAGUCUUGUCACACCUGACCAAGUAUGCCGAUGCACAAACCAAAGGGUUCCUUGCCACGGCAAAGAAAAUAGAAGCUCUUCUGCCGCAGCUUGACGCGUUAUCUUCAGAGGUCAGCGAAGCCGAUAAAGAAUACCAGUAUCAAAGGCGAGAACGCGAAGAAAAGCGUCGCGUGCUGGAAAAGAGCAACACUCCCUAUCUGGAGCCCGAGCAGGCCAACCUUGCCGCUGCUCCCCCCACGACCGCGUCUUCUAAUGGCAACGCGGGCCACAAUUCCGACUCGGAACUGGGCAGGGCUGAUAGUACCGGUUCCCAACUAAAGUCGACAUCAUCGGGCGGGCACACGAGCAUAUCUGGCGUCGAGCUUCCCAAGCCCCCGGGCAUGCCCACACUUGUGGGUAGUCCAUCUCAAAGCACCAAAUUCAAGGGAUUUCGCGACUUGGAGGAACCGAACCCCUCGCAAUCUUCCGUUGCGCAGCGUAAAGAAGGUCUUCUAUGGGCGCUGAAUCGCCCCGGGGGCCACGUUGAUCCACGAAAUCUCAACAAACAGGGAUGGCACAAAUUCUGGAUUGUUCUCGACCAAGGCAAGCUCUCAGAAUACAGCAAUUGGAAGCAAAAGUUGGACCUGCACAUGGAUCCCAUUGACCUGAGAAUGGCAUCUGUGCGCGAGGCGCGGAAUGCGGAACGUCGCUUCUGCUUCGAGGUCAUUACUCCCAACUUCAAGCGCGUCUACCAGGCGACAUCCGAAGAGGACAUGAACAACUGGAUAAAUUCUAUCAACAAUGCCUUGCAGAGCGCGGUCGAAGGCCGAAGUGGCCCUGACAGAUACGCAUCGCCGGCGAACACGAACAACGACUCGUCUUUUAAGAGAGACAUUGGCUCUAUUCUCACCGGAAAAACCCACUCCCUGAUGCAUAGUAGCAGCCAUUCACACAGCAGUUCUUCGAGCGGCAUCCCUUUCCGCAGAAUCACCGUUGGAGCUCGACCUACGCCAGUACGAACACACAGCUCAGGUUACGACGAAAAUCCGGAUCAGCUUUUGCAAAUGCUUCGGGACAAUGACCAAGGCAACAACUGGUGCGCCGACUGUGGUUCGGGCUCAAGGGUCGAGUGGGUGUCAAUCAAUCUGGGUAUCAUCCUCUGCAUCGAGUGCAGUGGUAUCCAUCGUUCGCUGGGUACUCAUAUCAGCAAGGUCCGGUCACUGACUCUCGAUAUCAAGUCUUUCACUGUCGAUAUUGUCGAAUUGCUCGUUUUGAUCGGAAACCGUGUUUCAAAUAUGAUCUGGGAAGCAAACUUGGAUCCCGCCGCAAAACUUGCUCCGCAGGCGACCCGAGAGAACCGACUCAAGUUUAUCACAAACAAAUAUGUCCACCGAAGCUACGUGCAACCAAUCUCGACAACUUUAUCGCAUUACGCAACGCCCGACGAGACACUGCUGGCAGCUAUCAAGAAGAACGAAAUUCAGCAGGUGCUCUACGCGCUGGCGCUCAGGGCCAAUCCCAAUGCUGUUGACAGGAUGAGGGGAACACACGCUGUAUGGCUAGCUUUGGCAGCGGCUGAUCCCGCGUCCCCUUCGCCAACGCCCGGUGCUGUGGUGGAUAAUGAUGCGAAGCAGGUGCCUUUCCCAGUCGCAGAACUGUUGACGCAGAAUGGAGCCGAGAUCCCGCAGACGCUCCCUGCUUUCCCACUGGGCCGCUUCGCACAACAAUAUGUUCAGCAGAAGCAAGGCAAAAUCCGAGGAGUUAGAGACUCUGUUCAAGCGCCGCCUAACAACGGGUACGAGGUGGAAAGAACACGCUCCGAAACUACCAAACUGCAGAAGCGCAUUAGCGCCGGUGGGAGACUGGCCAGGUCGCCGAUUCCUGAGAGAUAG
Messenger RNA from Akanthomyces muscarius, 3294 nucleotides. RefSeq lists its product as uncharacterized. Gene Ontology annotation, biological process: intra-Golgi vesicle-mediated transport. Lineage: Eukaryota; Fungi; Ascomycota; Sordariomycetes; Hypocreales; Cordycipitaceae. Bases 1 to 3294 code for a protein of 1097 amino acids. The transcript is spliced from 5 exons. Gene Ontology annotation, molecular function: protein binding; GTPase activator activity. The record is from RefSeq and is a predicted model, not a curated record. Gene Ontology annotation, cellular component: trans-Golgi network; cytoplasm; endosome.